AUGAUGCCCUUAAAUUUGAGAAUGGAAUCCGAGGAUGAAUCCGAGGUGGGCAGCCAGGUCGACGACUCCUUCGAGCCCGUUACCCUCGACCUCACCCUCAGCCUCAGUGCCAACGAGGCCGUUUCCACCCCUCCGCCAUCCUCGCGAGUCUUUUCGUGCAACUACUGCCGUCGCAAGUUCUAUAGCUCGCAGGCAUUGGGAGGACACCAGAAUGCCCACAAGCGCGAGCGGACCCUCGCCAAGAGGGCCAUGCGUAUGGAGAUUUUUUCCGAGAGAUACGCUAGCCUCACCUCACUCCCACUCCAUGGAUCCGCCUUUCGGUCUCUAGGCAUCCAAGCUCAUGCUUUCGUGCACUCGGAACAUGGGAUACGAGGAGGAGAUAGGUUUAUUGGUCAAGGCUACUUCGAAUAUAUGGAGUAUGACGAAGGGGAGGGGAGCUUCCGACAAAUGGAGGGCGUUUGUGGACAUCCGGGGCAGGGUUCGGAUAUGGUGGUCGAAGCUGCCCCGGCUCCGAGGAUGGAACAUUCAUCCCUUCCUGACCUCAACCUCAAACUUUAA
Salvia hispanica is the source of this 558-nucleotide messenger RNA. Lineage: Eukaryota; Viridiplantae; Streptophyta; Magnoliopsida; Lamiales; Lamiaceae. The record is from RefSeq and is a predicted model, not a curated record.